Molecule: messenger RNA, 8322 nt
Organism: Antechinus flavipes (yellow-footed antechinus)
Lineage: Eukaryota; Metazoa; Chordata; Mammalia; Dasyuromorphia; Dasyuridae
Gene: KBTBD3
Product: kelch repeat and BTB domain containing 3
Exons: 3
Coding region: 324-2150 (608 amino acids)
Molecular function (GO): protein binding
Source: RefSeq, a predicted model, not a curated record
CGGGGGCGUGACGUCAACUCGAACACCUACUCUCGCCCUCCUCCAAAGGAAAACAGCUGUGAGCAGGGGGUGGAGCCAGGAGGAAACAGUUGCUGCUCUGCAGUAACUUCUGAGGGUCUGAAGAAGGGUUGUACUUCAGGGCGCUGUUCAGUUAUGGAGGUGGGAUGAAGCCAAGUCACAGGGAAAUUGCACCACUCCUGAACUAGGACAGGCAAGCUUGACAGCCAGCUAUGCCAAUAGCAGUGGAGCCUCUAGGAGUUAGGGCGGGCCCAGCUGAAGACCGGAGACUGCAGAUGCAGUUCUAGGCACAGUUUACAUUAGCCAUGGACUUCUCACAGAAUUCCCUUAGAUGGGUCAUGUGUAAUGGAAUUCCACCUGAUAAGAAAAGCAACUGUCUUGUGUCUGAAGAACAUGGGCAACAAAUUUUAAAUGUAUUACAGAAUUUUAGAGAGAAGAAUGUCUUUUAUGAUUUUAAGAUAAUUGUAAAAGAUGAAAUAAUCCCAUGCCAUCGUUGUGUAUUAGCAGCAUGCAGUGACUUUUUCAGGGCUAUGUUUGAAGUAAACAUGAAAGAAAGAGAUGAUGGGAGUGUUACCAUUAGUAAUUUGUCCCCCAAAGCAGUGAAAGCUUUUCUUGAUUAUGCCUAUACUGGAAAAACAGAAAUAACAAAUGACAACGUGGAAAUGUUCUUCCAGUUGUCAUCAUUUCUUCAAGUUUCAUUCCUUUCCAAAGCUUGCAGUGAUUUUUUAAUAAAAAGUAUUGAUCUUGUCAAUUGUUUACAGUUGUUGUCAAUAUCAGAUAGCUAUGGUGCUUCCCAUUUGUUUGACCAUGCACUCAAAUUUGUACAGCAUCACUUUUCUCUGUUACUCAAAUCCACCGAAUUCUUAGAGAUUAAUUUUGGAAUAUUACAAAAAUGUUUGGAAGCAGAUGAAUUAAAUGUUCCUGAAGAAGAAUCUGUGUUGAAAGCAGUUCUUAAUUGGACCAAACAUAACCUGGAAUCAAGGCAAAAACAUCUGCCUCAUUUGAUGAAAAAGGUACGCUUAUAUCAGUUAUCUGAGGAGACUCUUCAGGACUGCCUGCUUUCUGAAGAUCAUUUACUCAAAAGCACCAAGUGCUUUGAUAUAAUCAGAGAUGCAAUUAAAUGUGUGCAACGUUCCAGUGGACUCUAUCCAGAUGCACGUCCAUCCACAACUGAAAAAUAUAUAUUCGUUCACAAAACUGAAGAAGCAGGAGAAAAUCAGCACACAUUUUGCUAUAAUAUUAAAACAGAUAAAUGGAAAGUGCUGCCGCAGACUCACAUGAUUGACUUGCCGGGGUCUAGUCUAUCUAGUUAUGGAGAAAAAAUAUUUAUGACAGGUGGUUGCAAAGGGAAAUGUUGCAGAACUGUUCGACUUCAUAUUGCUGAGUCAUAUCAUGAUGCCACUGAUCAGACUUGGUGCUACUGUCCAGUCAAGAAUAACUUCUUCUUAGUAUCAGCAAUGAAAAAGCCAAGAACCAUGCACACAUCAGUUGUGGCUCUCAAUAAAUUAUUUGUAAUAGGUGGAAAGACUAGAGGAGCUCGGGACAUUAAAAGCUUGUUGGAUGUAGACUCUUAUAAUCCUCUUUCCAAAGAGUGGUUAUCUGUAAGCCAGUUACCGAGAGGCAUAUACUAUCCAGAAGCAAGUGCAUGCCAAAAUGUGAUUUAUGUUCUUGGAUCUGAAGUAGAGAUUACGGAUGCCUUUAACCCAUCUCUUGAUUGCUUUUUUAAAUAUAAUGCCACAAGUGACCAGUGGUCUGAACUAGUAGCAGAAUUUGGUCAGUUUUUUCAUGCAACAUUGAUCAAAGCAGUGCCAGUAAAUUCCACAUUGUACAUAUGUGACCUUUCUACCUAUAAGGUUUAUAGUUUUUGCCCAGACACUUGUGUUUGGAAGGGAGAAGGAUCUUUUGAAUGUGCAGGAUUUAAUGCAGGUGCAGUUGGAAUUGAAGACAAAAUAUACAUAUUAGGUGGUGAUUAUGCUCCAGAUGAAAUUACAGAUGAAGUGCAGGUCUACCACAGCAACAGAUCUGAGUGGGAAGAAGUGUCACCAAUGCCAAAGGCAUUAACUGAAUUUUACUGCCAAGUGAUUCAAUUUAAUAAGUACAGGGACCCCUGGUUUUCUACCUAUUUGGAUUAACAGCAUGUGGUAGAAUCCCUUUCUAAAAUUAUUUCACUUAAAAGACAAAUACAGUAAACUUUAUCUGGCAUGAUUGAGGAAAGGCUUGUACUUACUAAUCAAAAACUAUGAUUAACUGAGAACUAUCACAUAAAUUCUUAAAGAUUGAUAUUUAUAUUUAAAUACACACAUGUAUUUAUACAUAUGUAUGUCUCACACAUAUUAUAUACAUAAUUACCAAUUCUUUUAGAAUGUAGAAAAUGGGAAAGAAUUUAAUACCAAAACAUCAAGUAUGGCCACAGACAAUCUACUUUGUUAUAAAGGUGUUGCAAAUUGGAUCAACUCAGGAAAUUAAAGAUCUUUGAGGUAUUUUUAAAAACCACUAAAACAAUGCUGAGGAUAAUUUAAUCUUACUCUGAAGAUAAACAAGUCUUCUGGAAAGACUUUUAUAUGCACCAAAGUCUUCAGCUUGGAUAAUUCAAUGAUUUAAGUACCUAAUCCACAGAACUUUAUUCAAAGUAAAACAAAACCAAAGCUUAUUGACCUUGGCUAUUAGAAGACAAAAGGCUGUCAAGAUAAUUUUUAAAAUAGGGAAAACUUACACAAAUCUAUUAUGUAAAGUGGAAAAAGAAGUCCAAAAUAGGUGGGAUUUCUUAAAUUCAUAUCUUUCCUUGGGAAAAAAGCAAGGAGGCUCUGGAAAGUUCCCAGGAAGAUGAAGGAAGUUAUUUUGGAUGUUUGUAAGGAAACAAUUAUGUAUAUGUUUUCUUUUGACACCAGUGCUUGCCUUGGGAGACUUUUUGAGCUAUCAUGCUUUUCCCCCAUCUGUGCUGUUAACAAAGAGAUCUGGUCAGUGAUUGAGAAAAACAGGUAAUAGAAUGUUUACUAUAUAAAUAUUUUAAUUUGCAAAGAUUAUGAUGCAUAUAUAUACAUGGUUCUAUGGUUGUUAUGUAUUUGAUUUGUACAUAAGAUCAUAGAUCUAGAACUGGCAAGAACCUUAGAGGCCAUCAAGGCCAUCUCCAUUUUAUAGAUGAAGCCAAGAAAAAAAUAAAGUUAUUUGCCCAAAGUCACAAUUAUAUAUAGUCAAUGGAAAUUUAUUUCAUUAUUUAUUUUGCCAUAGCUUGUGAAACCUUAUCCUUUUUAUUUUUUUUUAGUAUUAACUUAAUCAUGAAUGAACAUGAACAUUUCAAUAUGCAAAGAAAAAAAAUUAUUUAUGAAACUUCCAACUAAAUAGGUCAUAUGUGAAACUGAGUUUUUCAAAAAUAUUCAAAGUUCAUUUUGCAAUUCAGGACUAAUGUUAUUUAACCCUUCAUAAAAGAAAGCCAUCACUUUUUUUAGUUAAAAUUACUUGUUAAAGUACUUCAAUGAGACUAUUUCACUCUCGCAAGUUAAUCUGAGUUAACUUGAGGUUUUAUCUUUUUUUUUUUUUUUUUUUGCAAUAAUCUCCUUUCUAAAUCAUAAUUAGCUAAAGCCUCUUGGAUUAGAACUAUUUGUGUAACUAGUAUUUGAAAACACAUGAUUUUUCAGUGGGUUGUUAAAAUGUGUCCAGAUAUGUGGCAUAUGACUCAAACUUUAAAUUCUUUUACUUUCCUUAUAGGAAGCCAAGCAAAGCUGAAUGGCAAGAAAAGUUUACUAAUAAUAAUUGAUUUUAUAUAAUGUUUUAAAGUUUGCAAAGGCUUUACAUAUAUUAUCUCAUCUUAGUCUCACAGAAAUCAUGUAAUAUAAUUUUUUUUUUUGACAAAUUUGGAAACAGGCUCAGGAAGAUUAAAUGAUUAACCUAUCAUCAUGAAUGGAGUAAUGUCAGACAGAUUUCAAACUCAGAUCUUGAACUGAAAUUCAGUCAUUUUCUAGAUCCAGUAUUUUACUCAUUAAAGCAUACCCUUGAUAUUUAGUUUGCCUAGUUUCUCUCAAAAGUUUAGGUGAAAUUAUUUUAAUUGUCACUCAGUUAAGGUAAUCAGAAAUUUUACCUCUGUUUACAUUAGUUGGAAAGUAAAUAUCAAAUGCAGCCUAGAAAAUAAUUGAAAUCUCUCAUUCUUCCCCUCUUACUCAAGAGGAGACAUCUUUUAAAAUGAAGUACAAUACUAUAUAAAUGAGGUAUAAAUUUGAGAUGUUCCAUAAGUUUAAUAGAUGAAUGAAGUUUAUUCUUUUUAAAAAGCACUUAGAUGAUUAUUGUUAGCCUUUUUACUGAUAAUCUUCCCAAAGUGUGUUACAUAGUUCUCUGCCUUCAUAUGUGUUGUCUUAUGCUCUGAAUAUGUUAUCAAUUAUUGAUUACUUGAGGCACAGUCCGCUAUAGAGCAUAGACAGCCAGCAUUGGAGUCCAGAUGACCUGCAUUCAGUCUUCUGACAGGCUAGUUUAUGUGACACUGGGCAAAACACUUAAAUCCCUCACUGCUCUAGACAACUCUUUAAACAGUAACACUUGUUGAUCUGCAUUGGCAGAGGGAAUUUCUGCUCUGGGAAAUUUCCUAUUCAAUGAAGUUAUAGGUCCAUUUUUUAAAAACAAUUGUUGAUUCAAUGUUAUCAUUCUAAAUUGUAUUGUGAUGGAGUGACACCUGGAUGGGUUAGUGAUAUGUGUAAUAGUGCUCUCUCCUUCCUUGCUUUGUUUUCUCAAACUUUAAUUGUGCUUCAGGUCAUCAUAUCCUUUCAGUGUCUAGUCUUCUGCCCCUAGUUAAUAAAAGUUUGGUUUAAUUUUGUCUACAAUUCUAAGCUGUGAACUUUGAUCUAAGGAUAGUUCUAUACAUUUUCUGUGGAGAAAAGUGCAUGGCUUUCUAACAGUUAUUUUUCCUUUAAGGCAAUUUUCCUAGCUAUGCCCUACAUGAGUGAGAUUUCCUUUCUGGAUAAGUAAAACGUUUCUUAAAUUACAAAUACUCAAAUUUGAACUUUAUUAAGAAGUUUCAUGUCUUGAAGUGUAACUAUGUACCUUAUGAACUUGUGAAUGUAAUUAUUUAUGCUAAAUACAAAGCAUGUUAACUUGGCACUAGUAAAACCAUAUAAUACUCUUUUAUGAGUUAAGAAAAAGAACUGGAUGUUUUGGCAUUUACCUUAUAUAUACGUGUUUUAUAAGUAUGCUUAUAUUGGAAUAUUGGAAUUGAUUAAAACUGAUAUUUUUACUAUAGCACAUAAAUGUAUGCAAAGCAUUUGGUUGCUAUGUAAUAUAUUCAUUUUUAUAUAUGCCCAAUCUGAACAAAACUCUUAGUAAAAAAAAAUCUGAUAUUUGGAGUUUUCUGAGUCUAGAAUGUAUUGUUAAGUGGUUUUUUAAAAUGUCUUUUAAAGGCAAAUAGAUUUAAUGCUUUUAUUGUAUUUCUUAGUUGAUGACACAUUUCUCUGGCAGAUGCCUUCCAGUUAAAUGAUCUGACAUAAGAAAAGAUUAUGGCCUAGUGUCCAGAACUAUAACUAGAAAUUUUUCACUUGAGGCAAAAACAGCUCUGAGAAAGAUUGUACUAAAAAAAAAAAAAAAAUUGUCUAGUAAUUUUCACCCCUGAAAGUGAGAAAAAUUCAUAGUUGGACCACACCAUUUAAUAACUAACAAAUUUGAUGGAAUCACACUCUUUUUACUACUAUUGUAAAGUCAGCAACAAUAUCAUAUUUAAGUACUCUAGAUUAAGUUAACUUAAUACCUUUCUUCAGACAUAAAUUAAUCAUUUGAACUACUACAAAUCCAGUGCAAUCUAAAACUUGUUUUCAUUAUAGAUCCUAAAGCAAUUUUAACCACAUGAUAACAUUUGACACACAUCUGGAACACUUAUUUCCAAAGAAUCUUAAUGAUAAAACAGUAGAAUCUGAAAGUUAGGUCAUUGAGAUCAUCUAUUCCAACUCCUUCAUAAUACAAGAGUAUCCUUUACAGCCUCUUUGAUAGGUGAUUAUCUAGUCUCUAUCUUAAGUUUUUUCCUUAUUAUGGAAUUGAACUAGAUUCUCCUUCCCUGAUCCUAGUUUUUCAGUAUCUAUGAAGUUAAAAUUCAAUUCUUCUAUAUGACAACUCUUCAUUUUAAAAGAGCCAAAUCAGAUAGAGGGCUAAAUCUUCCUUUUCACACAUUUUUUCUUCAAGUCUUUCUUUUUAACACAUUCUAGCUGUGACAUCAUUUAACCUCCAGGUACACAGAGCACUGAUCUAUAUUGGUAUUGGUUUCCAUUCUGGGAUUUCUCUUUACCAAUUAGAUCCAUAAACAAAAAAAUACACUCCUUCUUUGACUUUCCUUUCUAGGCUAAACAAGCAGAAUUUCUUAUGUUUUUCAUCAACGUGCUACUGCCAGCCAUAGUUGUCCUCCAAUUUAUCCAUGAUUUUCUUAAAAUGCAGCACCUACUAACAAUACCAACUUUUUCAUGUGAUCUCUUUUUAUAAAGAAUGACAAUUAAGCUUUUGGUUUUGUUAAUUGUUUUUCUGUUUACACAUAGCCUGUAUUCCAGUGGUCUUCUCUGUCUUAAUCAUGUAGUUAUGUAUAUUCUAACUUACUGUAAUCUUUGGAAGGACAUGCAUCUGCAAAUUUUUUAGCUGCUUCUUAAGAAACUAAAUAUCUUGUUAACAUCAAAUGUCAAUAUAAAAUACAGAUUGUACAUCUUCCCAAUGGAUAUAAUUACUGUUGCUUGACUGCAGCUGCAUUCCAUAUAGGUGUCAUAUUAUCUUAUGUCAUCAAGUACAAAAUGAUAUACUUUGCUUUCUGACCUCAUACAAAGUUUAAAAAAUACAGGAGUGGCUAUAUGUGUUAUAAACAAUCAGAGUUUAAUAGUAGACCAAGUAACUAUAAUAGUUUUACUGAAAAUACAACAUAUACUCAUUUUCUUAUAUUAAGGAAAUGGAAUAACAUAAUCAAAUGCACAGAUGAGGAAUUGAAUGAUUUUGAAUUUUACCUUCCUCUUCCCCUAUGGUGAAGCUAUUAAUGAAUAAUGAAAUGGAGAAAAGGUAAACAAGACUAAGUAGAAAAAAGACAAAUGGCCUAGAACUCUGCUUUCUGAAAAAAAUAAUCUGUGGGAAAUAAGGAGUUGAGAUUAGUAGAAUCAAGAUCUUGCACCUGAGCCCCAAUCAAUAGGGUUUGGUUAUGCAUAAUUGUCACAAUUUUUUUUUUCCAGUUUGGGGAGGGGAGAGGAAAGAAAAAAAUUGUUAUUGAAAAAUGUAAAUAAGUUCAAAAAUUUUUUAAACAAUUUUUUUUUAUUUUAAAAUCAGAUCGAUGGUUUAUAUUAUCACUUAAAACUUUAAAUUCUUAUGGAAAGGAAAUCUCUUAUUUUAAAUUCAGAUUAAAGAUUUUAGUAAGCACAGAUUAAUGUCCUAAAAAAUUUCAAUGCCAAAGACCUUUUGUGACAUUCUUGUAACAAAUCCAAUUUUGACAUAGUCUAGUUUCUUUGGAUAUUAGAUUAUUAGGUCAAAUCAGAAAGAUAAUACUUUUAUGUUUUCAUUCUUCAAAUAUAUGUCAAUAUUUCUUAGCAAUAGAGGUUAUUAUUUUUUAUACAAAGUAUUACUGAGAGGUUUAUAACUAUAUAUAUAGACCAGUUAAAGUAACUGAAGCAAGAGGCUUUGAAUUAAGCCCAAUUGCCAUUCAAUUUCAGUUUACAGGUCACCUAACUUUGUUCUGUUUCACAGAUACCAACAGAACCUCAAACGCUGAGGGGCCUAUUGUUUGCAUGUCAUUGGCUGCCAGAGGGACCAGGCUGUAAUGUAUAAAUGGCUGACUUCACAUAAAUGAGAAAAAUAACUCAAAAUACAAGUUCUAUUGAUUAUAAAUACUAUCUUUUUGAUGUUUAAACGAGAUCUUAGAUUCCAAAAUUAUUGAUUUUCUAAGGCAUAGAGAAGUUAAAUCACUUGCCUAGGAUAACACAGCUAGUAAAUGUUUCAGAUAAAUUUGAAUCUAGGUCUUCUUGACUUCAAAUCUUUUGCCUGGUCCAUAAUUAUACCACACUGUUUUUCUAAAUGCAAAAUGCACAUUCACAAUCUGCAUGUCAUAACUGUAACUGAAUGCAGGCUUUUGUAUAUUAUACUUUAUAUAAACUUUAAUGUAUAUAGUGCAACUUCUUUCCAUAUAAGAAGGAAACUAUUUUGAUAUAUGGCAGAAUGUUACAUUUUAGAUUGCUACUAUGUUAUAAUUUAUAUGUAUAGAAGCAUGUGUCCUAUUUUUUGGUACAAUUUAAAAUUUAAAUUCUACAAAGUUUAUCAAGGAUAUAAUGUAUGUGCAAUUUUACACAUAAAUAAAAUCAAUUUUAGAGGCUU